Molecule: messenger RNA, 1473 nt
Organism: Bacidia gigantensis
Lineage: Eukaryota; Fungi; Ascomycota; Lecanoromycetes; Lecanorales; Ramalinaceae
Exons: 3
Coding region: 1-1473 (490 amino acids)
Biological process (GO): mitochondrial lysyl-tRNA aminoacylation
Cellular component (GO): mitochondrion; cytoplasm
Molecular function (GO): ATP binding; lysine-tRNA ligase activity; tRNA binding
Source: RefSeq, a predicted model, not a curated record
AUGCAAGGAAGAAUCUGGUCAAUACGGACUGCUGGAUCCAAGCUUGCCUUUUUAGAGCUUGCUCAAGAAAGAUUUAAACUGCAAUGCGUCGUCAAUUUCCAAAACAUGGCAGACGACUCGAUAAAGGGAUCAACAUUCAAAUCGCUCCUGGGGGACCUUAACAGAGGAGACAUCAUAAGCGUCACAGGACAACCUCACCGAACAAAGUCCGCUGAGCUCUCAAUCCUCGCCACCGAAAUGCCGGCGCUACUUGCGCGAUGUCAGCGAUCUCUUCCUGAGAAGAUAACUGAUCAAGAGACAAAGAUUCGCAGCCGAAGCGUAAAUCUCUUGCUGAAUCGACGAGCCUCCGAUAUUCUGUGCUUGCGAUCUGAACUUUUGAGAUUUUUGAGGCAAUAUUUUCUCGCUGAAGGAUUUGUCGACGUGCAAACUCCCAUUCUUGCAAACAGUGCUAGUGGUGCGAUUGCAAGACCCUUCAAAACUUAUGCUGCAGGAUUCAGAGAUAGCAAAGUAGAAUUGCGUAUAGCACCGGAGUUGUGGCUAAAAAAAAUGAUCGUUGGAGGAUUCGACAAGGUCUUUGAGAUUGGACCCUGUUUUCGGAACGAAGGUAUCGACUUGAAUCAUAACCCGGAAUUCUGGACGUGCGAGUUCUACAAAACAUAUGCCGAUUUAGAUGAGUUGAUAUGGAUGACAGAACAUAUGCUCUACCUAUUCUCAGGGAUAGCUCGGGACCUCGAAGCCACAGAGUUGAGUGCUCUUGAGUGGGGCUUGAGACAAUUCCAGACACCAUUUCGUCAGCUGGACUUUAUACCUGUUGUUGAAGCUACUCUAGGCAGCAAGAUGCCUGAUUUGUCAUUACCAGGCGCUACUGCUCAGGUUACUCAGCUCCUUGUUGAACAUGGAAUACCGAUUCCUACAAGGCCAAACUUACCGCGUCUACUCGAUCAGCUCUCUUCUCGUGUCUUAGAACCUCAAUGCGAAGCUCCCACGUGGAUUAUCAAUUAUCCAGAGUGCAUGUCUCCACUCUCUAAAUCCUUCACCCAUCCUCAAAAUGGCCAAGUCGUGGCUGCCAGAGGAGAGCUCUUCAUUAAAACGCAAGAGCUUGUCAACACCUACGAAGAAGAGAACUCGCCCAUUGAACAACGUCGCAAAUUUGAGAGCCAAUUGGCUUUCAAUGACCCAGAGGAUCCACGCCGCGACGUCGAUGAGGACUACAUCCGAACCCUUGCGUGGGGAAUGCCACCCACAGGCGGAUGGGGCUGCGGUAUAGACCGCUUGGUCAUGCUUUUUGCGGGCACAAAUCGGAUUGCUGACACGCUUUCUUUUGGCACGCUGAAGAACGUUAUCGCGAAGCCACAGAGCGACACGAAAGUCCUUCCUCAUCAACAAGACUUGAUUCUUCCUGAUAAGGGUGCACAGUCAAAGGGCCAUGAUAAACCUGUUUCUCAAUCCCUCCUGAGCAGGGUGCAAAGUUAG